This is a messenger RNA of Platichthys flesus (European flounder), 3999 nucleotides long. RefSeq lists its product as uncharacterized. Gene Ontology annotation, cellular component: nucleus. The record is from RefSeq and is a predicted model, not a curated record. Gene Ontology annotation, molecular function: DNA-binding transcription activator activity, RNA polymerase II-specific; RNA polymerase II cis-regulatory region sequence-specific DNA binding. Gene Ontology annotation, biological process: regulation of transcription by RNA polymerase II. Lineage: Eukaryota; Metazoa; Chordata; Actinopteri; Pleuronectiformes; Pleuronectidae. The transcript has 8 exons. Bases 145 to 2940 code for a protein of 931 amino acids.
GGGGACAGACAGCGUGUGACCACCGCCCCCCCCUCCCCCGGUGCACUGACACCGGCUCCCCUCGCGCUUCUCUCCCCCCUCAGCUCGCAGCGUUUUCCCGAUGUUAAUCUGAUCUGUGUCGGUUGUUGUCGGUGGUUGCUCGUCAUGGCGAGCUACCGGGCGUUUCACUCUCAGCUGACGGGCAUCAUGGAGACUCUGGCCCGAGCGGCGGUGGCGGAGAUCUGCGAGCUGCUGGACGGCGGCUACGCGGGGCUGCAGGAGGCGCUCGGCCGCAGCCAGCGGGAGAACGAGGCGCUGCGGCGGCGGCUGCGGAGGAUCGAGAGCCUCGUCGCCCGGAGCCACCGCGGCGCCAUGCUGGGGUGCGGCGGGCCGGAGGGGGAGGCCGGCGGGGGGCUGCUGGACCUCGGUGCCGGACGAGUCCCACCGACCGGAGUGAGCUCCAAACGGCCGAGAGCCUCCAGCCUCCAGCGCCACAGAAGGUCUCCUGCUCCAGAGGAGACAGCAGCAGUGGACCAGGAGACGGAGGAUCCGUCUGCAGCAGCUGAGGACACAAGCGAUCAGGACGUGGUUCUGAUAAAGGAGGAAGCGGUGAAAACAGACGAGGACGACGAUGAUGAGGGAGAAGAAGAGCUGCUCAACAAGGGCGGGCCCGAGGAGCAGCCCUCAGCAGAUGACAGUGACGAGGGACCCUCUGGGAUGAUGAUCUCCACCUCAGACAUGAGGUUCUGGGAUCAGACCAGUAACAGAACGUCAGAACCACCGGUCGACCACAGAGAUUCCCUCAGUGCGCCGGGCUCCCCGGGUCCCGCGGAGCUCACUGACAGCAGCUCAUCGGACGUGGUGUUUGACCUGGCGUCAGAGUCGGACUGUGGCGCUCUGUCCUCGGCCUCGUUGAGGAAGCCCUUCUUGCUCGGGGCGGGGGAAAGUCCUGCCUCGCUGCCUGGGACCUCUGAGCUGAAGAGGGGCGUGUCUCUGAUCAGCUCCCUCCCCUACGGCACCGAGCUGGACCUCUGCUCCUCAUGGCCUGGGCAGGGCCUCCCCAGCAUGGUGCCCGUCCCACACCGGCCGUAUCUCAAAGCGGACCACCGUCCGACGCUCAUGGACAAAGUGUGUGACUUGAACGCUGCAGGCUUCCCCUUGACACUGGGCCUAGGCAGCUCCAGACUGGACCCUCUGGACCUGAACAGGUACUGCAGGGACAGACGCUUCAUCUGCAGCUACUGUGGGAAGUGCUUCACGUCCUCACGGAGCCUGGAGACACAUGUCCGCGUCCACACAGGCGAGCGGCCGUACAGCUGUGCUCAGUGCGGGAAGCGCUUCACGCAGUCGGGUCACCUGAAGACGCACCAGAGCGUCCACACCGGAGAGCGGCCCUUCGCCUGCGAGCACUGUGGGAAAAGAUUCGCCGGGAAGCAGAACCUCAGGAUCCAUCAGCAGAAACACCACCCGGCCGAGCAGGGGGCGGCCGCCGCUCAACAUCCUGCUGUGAUCCGCAUCCUGUCCAGACUCGGGAUCGAGAGCUUCCAGAUGAAAACAGCUUCCUGUAGAAGAAGACUGACCGAACGGUGUCGGUGUCCUGAAGGUUCUUGGAGCGGCUCGUCCAGCGGCUGUGGGCCGGAGAGGAGCAGCGGCAGCUGGGCCUGGUUCACCCGGAGCGGCGGCGGGAUGUCGGCUCUCACCAGCCGGGCGCUGCAGGAGCAGCUGGCCGCCAUCAUGGCCGCGCUCACCACGGCAGCGGUGUCGGAGAUCUGCGAGCUGGUGGACGAGGGCUACGCGGAGCUGCAGCUGGAGAUCCGCCGCAGCCACCGGGAGAACGAGGACCUGAAGCAGAAGCUGCACCUCAUCGAGUCCAUCGUGCUCCGGGGCGGCGGCGGCGGGAAGGCGCCGGAGCCGGAGGUCCAAGCGGCCGCGGAGGUGUCACUUGAGGCGGGGACACCUCCGCGGCCGGACGGAGGAGCCGCGGUGCUUCAGCGGGAGGAGCUUCCAGAGGUGGUGCUGAUCAAAGAUGAAGACUCGGACAGUGACGACACCUUUGAGGAAGAUAACAAACCGAUGGCUGUGGCCAUUUCAACUCCAGUGGGCCGAAGCGUGAAGAGACGCUGGCCGGGACACGAGGAGACGGAGAGGCAGUCGUCCUCCGAGCAGCUCACCCUGAAAACCUCCAGACUGACCGCGGGGACGCCGAAGACGGGCGUGGUGGUCUACUCUCUGGACUCCCCCCGCAGCGAGCCGGGCUGCUCCGGGCAGUUUGGCGGCGAGGAGGUGAAGGCUGACUCCUCCCACAUGGACCCAGACGUCCACCUGGUCCACCAGGAGUGCUCGAUGAUUUCUCCGACCUCAAACAGACAGACUUAUUUUGGGAGCAGCUCUCUGAUGGAGUCUCCGACCAACAGGGCGGAAAUGGAUCUCAGUCUCACGUGGUCCAAACACUCAAAGGGUCAGAUGCCCUUUCCUCAGUUUCACCAGAAUGAAAACGUGGACGGUGACGGUUUCGGGCUGAAGCUGAUCAGCGUUUCGGGAUCGACCUCCACAGACUGCCAACUCUCUGAGAGCAGCAACUCUGCGUUUGAGUACGAGGACGCUGAGGUGAUGAACUUCGCCCUCUACAGGGACCCGUCAGGUCCGUCCCAGGCCGGGCAGCCGAGCAGCGACUGCUCAGGGAAACGCUUCAUCUGCUCCAUCUGCAGCAAGACGUACGCCACGUCCCAGAACCUAGAAGUCCACAUGCGUAUCCACACGGGGGUGAGGCCGUUCAUCUGCUCUCAGUGCGGCAAGAGGUUCACCCAGUCGGCUCACCUGAAGUCGCACCUGAGCGUGCACUCCGGGGAGCGGCCGUACGCGUGCACCUUCUGCUCCCGGAGCUUCAUCGUCAAGUACAGCCUCAAGUUACACAUGAAGAAAUGUCACCCAACCGUCCGAGGGAAUGAGUGUGAUCUGUAAAUAUGUUUUAAAGAUCAGUUAUUAAAUGGUGCAGGAGCUAAAUGAGCCCCGGUGGUUUUCACCUAAUAAUCAUUUGGCAUCAUGAAGAAAUAAUUGUUAUUAUUUUACCAGAAAAACUGCCAAAUAUUUGAUGGUUCCUCAUUUGUCUUUUAACACGAUGACACUGAAUGAUUGGUUUUGCCAUUUUUAAGACAUAACAUGUUAUUUAUCUGAUGCUUUUAUCCAAAGCGACUUACAAUUAGUGCAUUCAACAUUUAAUGGGGGCCAUUCAGGGUUCAGCAUCUUGCUCAAGGACACUUCGGCAUGCAGGUGGGGAAGACUGGGAUCGAACCACCAUUCCUCUGGCUGGAGGACGAUCGCUCUACCCCCUCAGCCACAAAGCCCCAUUUGUUUUAUAGAAUUCUUUUUGAAGAGAAUCUCAAGUUUAGAGUAUAUCAUUCUUAUUUUAGAGUGACACUUCAAAGUUUAACUUGUGUACAGAUUAAAGUGUUUUAUAUAAAAGGCUGAUGGUUGUGUAAAGAGCUAAAUACAUAAAUGCAGUCGGCCUUUCCUGUUAAUAAAGAAUGGAAUCGUUUUGUAUUGGUUAAUGUGUUUGUUGAAGGUGAAUUCAAAUUUCACUUGAGGAAUUUAAGAUAUAAAAAUGUCCAAUGUUGUAGUUUGUUAUCAAACUUUGUUGUUGAAGCAGUUAUCUUCUUUUUUUCUUGUAGGAUUAAAAUGUUUUCUAGAGAAAUCAGACGAGAAAAGUUUUGUUUUAUUGUGAUGAUAUAAUUUGCUCUUUAUUCAAAAUAAGUUUGAUGUUUUUUCCAGCUCAUCAGAUAAUAAACUACUGACGGUGUCUCGGUUUAAACUUUAAAUUUCAUGAAGUAUGAUUCCCUGUGCGUGAUGUGUGAUUAACACUUUCAUGUUAGAGGCCUGUGCUUUAUUUUGAAACGACUGUUCCACAGAAAUGGGAUCAAAUGUAUAAAUAUAUAUAUAUAGAUUCGACUAAGACGUGGAAAACAAAGACAUGAUCACAAAACGAAAAUAAGUAAUUAAUAAAAAGUAAAAUAACCCAAAUGA